This is a messenger RNA of Phycodurus eques (leafy seadragon), 1497 nucleotides long. RefSeq names its product BRF2 RNA polymerase III transcription initiation factor subunit (gene brf2). The record is from RefSeq and is a predicted model, not a curated record. Lineage: Eukaryota; Metazoa; Chordata; Actinopteri; Syngnathiformes; Syngnathidae. Gene Ontology annotation, molecular function: TBP-class protein binding; RNA polymerase II general transcription initiation factor activity. The transcript has 4 exons. Gene Ontology annotation, biological process: transcription preinitiation complex assembly; transcription initiation at RNA polymerase II promoter. Bases 61 to 1362 code for a protein of 433 amino acids. Gene Ontology annotation, cellular component: transcription preinitiation complex; nucleus.
GUCGCUUGUGAAAAUUUCAAAGUCGUUUGUCACGGCGGAGGUGGUGGGAGCUGACACAACAUGUCCGCGGCGGCUUUGAAAUGUCUUUGCUGCGGCUCUUCCAGCGUUGUAGAGGAGGACCAUUACACUCAACGUCAGAUGGUGUGUGUCGACUGUGGCGCUGUGGUGUCCGAAGGGGCUCUCACUCACGAUACUUUCGAAGGCACAGAUAUCAGCUACAGCCGCACAACAGCUGUGUCUAAAAAGCCAUGUUUAAACCAGAGGAAAGGCCAGCAGCAACUAACAGCCCUCUGCAGAGUCCUGCGGGUCAACAGUGAAAUCGAGAGGAUAGCGAGCGAGUAUUUCACGCAGGCUUAUGAGCACGAGAGCUUCCUGAAGGUGAGCCUGCAGAAGAAGGAGACUCUGGUUGGCUGCUGCGUGCUGGUGAGCUGCAGGCAGCUCAACUGGCCCGUCAGCAUGUGCACCAUCGCAUGCCUGCUGGAGGUCGACAUGGCGAUGGUGGGCGGCGUUUACCAUGAGAUGAUAAAAGUUCUCCAGCUCGAAGUGCCGCACAUCAGCGUUAGCGACGUGAUGGAGUCUCAUUGUAAAGAGUACAAAAUUAGCUCCCUCGACUUGCCCGAAGGCCUUGCCGAGGACCACAGGGACAUACAAGAACGAGCCUUGUCCCUGGUAGAGCUGGCCGCCGACUCCUGGAUCGUGACCGGACGCAGGCCCGUACCCUUAAUGAUGGCGACGGUCUACUUGGCCUGGCAGUCUCUAAAACCCAACCUUGUUCGCCUCAAUAUGUCCCUGCCAAAAUUCUGUCGUAUCGCCAAGGUGAGACAGAAUCAGACUGCCGCCAAGAGAGUGGGCGAGAUCAAGAGUGUGCUUUGCAAACUGGGGAAGGAGAUCCCUUGGGUGACGGAUCCUGUUACGUCGGGCAAUGUGGUCAGGUACGUGGAGGAUAUUGUCAAGAACAGAUACGCGUUACUACGGCGGGCUUUGAGGAGCCACGAGCAGGCCAUGCGGGAGGAAAGUCAACUCUGCUGUGAAGAGGCAAAUCCCUCUGAGCCCGAAGAUCAGAUUUUAUGCGCAACCAGUCAACGUUCUGAGAAGUCUAAACAGCCAGGAGAGGGUAGAGAGUUCAAGGCUCAUCAAGAUCUAGAACCCAACUGGGGUAAGAGGAUGGUUUUCGCGCCACCGUGUGUGAUUCACGCUAAGCGACGGAGAGCGGUGGCAGAAAGACUCGAAGGCAUAACCGGUGACGAGGAGAUCUCGGACAGCGAAAUUGACUCCUACAUCCGUACCCCGCAGGAGGCCAGGGAAUUUGCUGCGGCUCAGAAGGCUUGGGUGUCACAGAGCGACCAGGCCGAAUGCGAAUAAUGAAAAAUGGAGCUACUGUACUUCUGCAAUUAUGCACUUGUGGAUAACUGUUCUAAAUCACACAAGAGAAGGUUCUAUUUUCUUUUUACAAUUUUCCUUAUCUGACUGCAAUUAUAUUGUUCAUUAAAAGUUUUU